GAAAUUUAAAAAAACAAAAAAAACAAAAAACAAAAACAAAACAAAAAAACAGGGUUAAAUCGUAUCGUGUAAAUGUCCUCUCACGCUGUAUUUUCCAGAACCGGCAAUGUUUUUGGCGCACAGACUCGGCGAAAUUGUCGAGUAGUAUAAGGGGGCGGAGGAAUAUCUCCCAGCCACACUGCGCGUCAAAAUAUUGGCGUGGGGAGGACCGCGCCAAAGCUCAGACAGCGGACACUCUUCAGUCAAACAGUACUCCGCCGAGGACCCUUUUAAACGUGCCGUUACACCCGCUGAGGUUGCUAUAUAACACUGCAGUUCUUGGUCGCUUUAUUAUUUCAAACGGACUGCUCUCGCCGAGAUUCUUGAAUCAAAUACGAUAUUCUCACUUCAUGCCGGUUGUUUGGAGAAGGUGGACGACUUUCAACGUCGUGACCAGACUGUGACGGGCGCGGCGCGGUGCGGUGCGGGUGUAGUUGGCGCGCCAGGCUGGAUAUAAUACUACUGUUUAUCCUGCGCCACCGGUCCCAUCGUCUUUCCCACUGCGACUGAUUAUUUUUUUUUUGUCCUUUUUUUUAUACUCUAUAUUGGUUUGAAAUCUCAUCCAACCGGUGAAGAAGGAUUACGCCGGUUCUUAUUGUGAAUAUGUUGCUGUCAAAGUUUGGUUCAUUUUCGCACAUUUGCAAUCCGUCGACUAUGGACCAUCUACCGGUGAAAAUACAGCUCCAACCCGUCAAAAUGGAGAAGGAGCCCUUCGAAAAGGUCUACCAAGUGGGAUCGGUGCUGGGCAGCGGUGGGUUUGGCACAGUGUACGCCGGCAGUCGGAUCUCCGAUGGCGCACCGGUGGCGGUGAAACACGUCGCGAAGGAGAGAGUGACCGAGUGGGGCUCAAUUAACGGUGCGAUGGUGCCUCUGGAGAUCCUGCUGCUGAAGAAGGUCAGCUCGUCGUUUCGCGGGGUCAUUAAAUUGCUGGACUAUUACGAGCGAGCGGACGGCUGGCUGAUCGUCAUGGAGCGGCCGGAGCUCGUUAAGGACCUUUUCGAUUUCAUUACCGAGAAGGGCGCCCUGGACGAGGAGACGGCCAGGGGCUUUUUCGGGCAGGUGUUGGAGGCGGUCAGACAUUGCUACACCUGCGGCGUUGUGCAUAGGGACAUCAAGGACGAAAAUCUGCUGGUGGAUCUGCGCACCGGGGAGCUCAAGCUCAUUGACUUUGGCUCGGGGGCGAUUCUCAAGGACACCGUCUACACCGACUUCGACGGUACUAGAGUGUACAGCCCACCAGAGUGGAUCCGCUUCCAUAGAUACCAUGGUCGCUCGGCGACUGUGUGGUCGCUAGGCGUGCUGCUGUACGACAUGGUGUGUGGAGACAUCCCGUUCGAGCAGGACGAGGAGAUCCUCAGAGGGAAGCUGUACUUCAGGCGGAGGGUUUCUCCCGAGUGCCAGCAGCUAAUCAAAUGGUGCCUGGCCCUGCGGCCCUCAGACCGACCUACUCUAGAGCAGAUCUGCGACCACCCAUGGAUGAGAGCGGCAGCAUCAGAGUCACCUGAGUCACCGGAAGAGCCCAUUGCCACUGGUGACAUCCGCCUCAGGACCAUCGCCACAGACUCGUCAUCAAGCACAAGCUCCAGCAAGGAGAGCCUCUGAGGACGGAGCUUUUUUGAGAUGUGGAGGAUGCACUGAAGCAGUUGUCAAUGUAAAAUGGAAUAAAACAAGGUUUACUUCAAGUUUGAAAGAGUAUUUGAAUGUUAUUUACCCUCACAAUUUAAAGUCUGUUGGUAAUGUUGAAUGGCUAAAUAUCAGAAAAAUCUGUUUGUGGGUUACGUUUGUACUGUCUGAAUCCAUUUUGAGUUCUGAGGGAAGCCAGACAACAGCUGAAAUAGAGCUUAGUCACCUAGCGUCAUAUUCGAGAUUCGCUUUCAUUCUAGCUGUGUGACCUGUGUUAACGUGGAGGAUGGAUAUUGCUAUAUUUUGAUAAAAAGUUUCAAUUAAAGUUUUUUUUUUGUACAGAAAGUGAUGGUCUGUUGUCUCAUUAAACAUUUUGAAUCUAGCUCACUAUACUGGAUGAGGAUGAUGAACUCAACAGGUACCUUAUAAAAAAAAAAGUUUCAAACAGCUAGCUAGCUGCC
Messenger RNA from Lampris incognitus (smalleye Pacific opah), 2123 nucleotides. RefSeq names its product serine/threonine-protein kinase pim-3-like. The record is from RefSeq and is a predicted model, not a curated record. The transcript is spliced from 7 exons. NCBI's taxonomy places the organism in Eukaryota, Metazoa, Chordata, Actinopteri, Lampriformes, Lampridae. Gene Ontology annotation, cellular component: cytoplasm. Gene Ontology annotation, biological process: regulation of mitotic cell cycle; protein autophosphorylation; negative regulation of apoptotic process. Gene Ontology annotation, molecular function: ATP binding; protein serine/threonine kinase activity. The coding region runs from base 643 to 1641 and encodes 332 amino acids.